This is a messenger RNA of Colletotrichum phormii, 969 nucleotides long. Its product is annotated as ketopantoate reductase PanE/ApbA C terminal-domain-containing protein. The record is from RefSeq and is a predicted model, not a curated record. Gene Ontology annotation, cellular component: cytoplasm. Bases 1 to 969 code for a protein of 322 amino acids. The transcript has 2 exons. Gene Ontology annotation, biological process: pantothenate biosynthetic process. Lineage: Eukaryota; Fungi; Ascomycota; Sordariomycetes; Glomerellales; Glomerellaceae. Gene Ontology annotation, molecular function: 2-dehydropantoate 2-reductase activity.
AUGCGACAGGCUAGAGUUCUCAUAGUGGGCUGCGGCUCUGUGGGAACCAUGUGCGCGUACGCACUUCAGAAGUCUGGAGACGCUGAGGUCACUGCAAUCCUGCGGUCCAACUAUGAUCUAGUCCACGCCCGAGGCUUUCACAUUCGAAGCAUUGACCACGGGGAAAUCGAUAGUUGGAGACCUCAUCACAUGGAAAGAUCCCUCGAAGACACACUCAAGCAUGGGCCGUUCGACUUUGUCUUGGUGGCCAUGAAGAACUUGCGCGAUGUGUACUCGAUCCCGAACAUCAUUGGCCCAGCCAUUACAGCCCAGACAUCAAUCAUUCUCGUCCAGAACGGCAUUGACAUUGAGCGGCCAUUUCUUGAAGCCUUUCCGGCCAACAUCUUACUAUCAGGCGUCCCACUGAUAGGGUGCGAACUCAACGGUCGUGAGAUGUUGCACAAUGAUUCAGACAUUCUUCAGCUUGCGUACUGGCCGAACCCCAACUUUUCCGACGAGGACCAGAGCAACGCGUGCUCCACAUUUGCUCAAAUGUACAACACAGGUGGCGCCAAAUGCAAUGUUCAGAAGGAUAUUUCUUGGUUUCGAUGGCGAAAGCUCAUCUGGAACGCUUCUUUCAACACCGUCUGUGCCAUAACAGGUCUGGACUCUGGCGCCAUUCAGGAUGCAGGUGGUUCGGACACCCUGAUCCGCCCGGCCAUGAGAGAUGUUGUGGCAGUUGCCCAAGCAGCGGGUCAUGUCUUCCCCGACGAGAUACUGGAUAACAUGGUGGCAUUCACGCCCAAAGAGGCUCGGUUGAAGCCGGGUAUGCAGGUUGAUGCAGUGAGGCAGAAGCCCAUGGAGAUCGAAGUAAUAUUGGGGAAUCCUAUCAGAACCGCGAAGAAUCUUGGCGUAUCGGUUCCAACCUUGGUAUUUCUGUACGCUCUUUUGCAAACUAAGCAAUGGGCUUUUUUGAAUAUGGGAAAAUAA